Molecule: messenger RNA, 1782 nt
Organism: Styela clava
Lineage: Eukaryota; Metazoa; Chordata; Ascidiacea; Stolidobranchia; Styelidae
Source: RefSeq, a predicted model, not a curated record
AGAUUAUUCUGGGCACAAUUAUUUUAAUAAUCUAAUGCAAUGGUGCCUGUUUACCUGAAAUGAAAGCCAGCCUUCUUUUGUCAACAAAAAAUACAUACGGAAAGGUUUUUGAAGAACAUUUUCCGCAAGGCGCAAGUUUCACAAACUGCGCAGUUUGUGUGACGAUGCAGAAGAGUGGCGAAAGAAUUGAAGCAAUAGACGGCCGGUUGUCGCUGUGAAACAGACACCAGAACUUCAUAGCUUUAAGUUACACACUAAUUUGUGGGCAGCACCAGCAUUAUGAGUGAAAGAAAAGGCGAGGAGGAAGAGAAGGCUGGUCCUUCUAAGAAAGCUGAAGAACCUGAAGAAACACCUGGUUCAAGUCGUGCCAUGUUAUUGCCACCGUAUGCAGGGCCGGAAGAGACUGAAGAGGAUCGUCCCGGUCCAAGUCAUAGAAUGAUGCUGCCGUCAUAUACAGGACAAUAUGAAGAACAAUCACAGCAAAUAUUAGGUCAGGAACCAUCUACCUCAAGGCUGUCUGGGGCCAUACCUCCACAAUACGCAGUGCCUCAUCCUCCACUCGAGGUAAAACGUCCUGGCCGACCUCGAAUACAUCCGCCUAAACCUGUAGGAAUCAGUAAACCUCGAGGAAGACCAAGGGGGUCAAAGAAUAAAAAACCAAGAAAGAGGAGAGAUCCAUCUACGAAGUUAGUAGAACGGCCGCCGAAGAGACCGCGAGGUCGUCCAAGGAUAUGGCCUCCUGAGAUGUGGGAAGGUUUUCAAAGGUCACAAUACUUGGCAGCAACACAAAAGAUGCAACAGAUUCAAAGGCAGCAAUCACAAGAAAUGCCAGGACCUAGUCAUCUUUAUUACGAAGAGCAAUUACCUCAUCAAAUGCCUCCUCAAGAAGAGCCUUCAUCAUCUGUACCUCCACCAUUGUCCCAUUUACCAUUUCAUAUGGUAUCACAGCAAGAGCCACAAGAACUUUCACAUCUCAUGCCGCUGUCACAACAACCUCAAUCAAUACAACAACAACCCCCGCACCCGCACCACCUACAUCACCCUGUUCACUCUUUACCACCCCCACCUCACCCCAUGCAACGACAAGACGAGCAAAUGCUCCUUAUUCGACAACCACUGUACCUACAAGAACAGCAAGAGCAACAACAUCAAAGGGAACAACAACAACAGGCCGAGAUGUUGCGUUCACAACAAGAAGAACAACAACGGCGGUACUACCACGAACAGAUGCAGCACCCUCCCCACACUACCUCUUAGUAUUAUAUGAGGCGAAGGCAAAGUGUUAUUUAUACAUUUUUACUAAACCAAAUAAAUUCAGAUUUUAAAUAUAAGUUUUUAGUUCUUUGAAGUAAUAUUUUGAGGGUUUAAAAAAGGGCAAAUUUUGGAAAAAAUUUAUUUAAGAAAAUUGAAAAUUGCUUUAUGAGCUACUUUUCUAAUCAAAAGUUGAAGCUAUAGUCAUCAAAGUAUUUCGAUAAAAAAUUAGACCUUUUAAAAAUCCAAAAAAGUAUGUUUUGUCAUUUUCAAGACAUUUUUUUCAAGUUUCGCUCUUUUGGCUUAAAGCCCUCAAUUCAUAUUCGGCUGUUACAAAUCAAUUAUCACUUAAUUUAUGUCUAAUAAAUAAACCCGUUUUGAUUUCGAUAAAAUAUGUGAUUUCAAGUAAUGACGCCUUAGAAUCAUGAUAACCGAAGAUUGAAAAAUAAAUGCCAUUUUAACAAUCAUAAUAAUACCUGCAAAAGCUCCAAUAUUGUUUUAUCCAAUUUUAUUUUUAUUUUAGUCGGCUGG